This is a messenger RNA of Macrosteles quadrilineatus (aster leafhopper), 2462 nucleotides long. Its product is annotated as zinc finger protein 271-like. The record is from RefSeq and is a predicted model, not a curated record. Gene Ontology annotation, biological process: regulation of DNA-templated transcription. Gene Ontology annotation, molecular function: DNA-binding transcription factor activity, RNA polymerase II-specific; RNA polymerase II cis-regulatory region sequence-specific DNA binding; zinc ion binding. The transcript is spliced from 10 exons. Gene Ontology annotation, cellular component: nucleus. Bases 344 to 1849 code for a protein of 501 amino acids. Lineage: Eukaryota; Metazoa; Arthropoda; Insecta; Hemiptera; Cicadellidae.
UGAAGCCAUAGUAAAAGUAAAGUAAAGAAGCAAAUCAGAAAUCACUAAAAUAUCUCAGACUAGGCCUAAUUAUAUACAAAUUUAACAACCAAUUAUUACAACAAUCACUGUACCGCAAAACCUACAUUCAAGAGCUAUUAAUACGAGUUUAUAACUUAUUGAAGACUUUGAUUUAUCGAUCCAACAUACAAGAUAAUAGCCUAAUGUCAUGUCAUAAUGUGCAACCCAUCCAAAUGAAUGUAAAUAUGACAGGACUAGGCCUAAGUGUAUAAACUCUAUAAUAUAAUACUUGUGCUAGUUUCAAUAAAUAGUAAAUAGGCAUCGCCUGACUUAGAAGAUCAGUAUGAGAAACCGAGUGAGCAAAUUUGAAAACGUAAAAUUGGAGUAUUUGAAUCUAAAAAGAAUUUGCAGAUUCUGCCUAUCUGAUCGCAAUAUUUUAUUGCCAAUAUUUGGUCAUAGUGCAAAUGAUCGUCUUUUUGGAUUAUCGACUCACAUUAAAACAAUAAUAUCUGUUGAGAUGGAGGAGGAUGAUAGCCUACCAUCCCUCAUGUGCCACAGUUGUUUGUAUAAUUUCGAGCAAAGUUUGGAUUUUAAGUACCAGUGUGAGCAAGCAGAUUCUGCUUUAAGGAUCUACAUUAAACAGCAAAGUUUAAAGAACAUAGACACUGCUAAGGAAGAAUCCAAUAAUGAAUCAACUUUCAUGAAUUUUGAGGAUAUAGGGAAGCAGGAGCCUACUGAAAAGAAGGAUUCUGCUUGCCAAGCAGAAUUCUAUGGAGAGAAUGUCCUUGACAACAACCAGACAUCAACCGGUGAACUUGAAACCAGUGCUGAGAAAGUCAACGACACAGAAACAGAAGUUCACAAGCAGACUGAAGGGAACGGAGAAAGUUUACAAGGCGAAGCUGAAAACAACCUUCAGAUGGAAGAGAACAUGAAUGACAUGGAGGAGAGUAUGUUCGGCAGUGAACCGUUCAGCCUUGAUCUGUGUAGCGUGAGGUUGCGGUCGGAAUGUAAAGACACGGAAGUGGAGGACGUCGUGGUGUAUCCAACCACACACCUGGCGGAGGAGGAACAGUGGAGCGAAUCUGGGUCCGAGGCUAGUGAUGACUUUGAACACGUGGAGCCGGUCCAUGUGCCAGUCAGCAGCAACCAUUGUCCUGCCUGCAACAAGGGCUUUGUCAACCUCUCGGACCUUCAGAGACAUCAGCUCAUACACAAACAAGAGCCACCGUAUCCGUGUGACUACUGCGACCAAGAGUUUGAAGAAAAGACUCUGCUGAAGGCUCAUUGGCGGACUCAUGCCAGGCAGAGGCCCCACAUGUGUCUAACUUGUGGAGAGGCGUAUGCUGACAGAGCUGACCUGCUGAAACACUUUGCCGUACAUGACCUCAUCAAGCCAUACCACUGUCCAGGCUGUGGCAAGGCCUUCGCUUACAGGAGUGAUCUGCGCAAACAUGCCAUCAUCCAUACAGGUGCACGUCCGUUCAAGUGUCCGGUGUGUGGGAAGACGUUCACCCGCAGUACCAACCUCAACAAGCACGCCAGAGUACACUCCGGCCGUCGUCCCUACCCGUGUGAACACUGUGACAAGAUGUUCUCUUCUCGCGGAGACCUUGUGAGACACGCUGUCAUACACACCGGGGAGAAACCUUAUGCUUGUCUCAUCUGCUCUCUCGCCUUCAAUCGCAAGGACAAGUUAUCUCGCCAUGAGAGAGUCCACAUGACUGAUCGUCCGUUUGUGUGUACCGAAUGUCCAACUAGCUUUCAUCGUAAGGAAGAGCUCACUAAACACUGCAAAUUCCAUCAUUUCAAACCGGAUCCUGGAUAUUUUAAAUCGACUGUUGAAUAAAGCAAUGCAUUAACCUUACCAAAGACUGUCAAAUACUCUAGUCAAAGAAACGAUUCUUACUUCACAUCAGUAAGAAGUAAAAUAAUAUUUAAGUUAUUAUUUAGUUACCAAAGAAAUUUAUUUACGUACAAUGACGAUCCAUUUAUCAUUUUACAAAAGUGUAUAGGUAUUGAAAGUAUUUUGUUUGUGUUUAUUUUUGUUUUGUUUUUAUUUUGUUUUUUUGUUUUUAUUUUCAAUCAUUAGACAUAAUGGUUCCUUUUUUACACUUUUGCCAAAGAACUGUUAUGUUUAGUUACCCAAUUUUGUUUGUUUCAAGGUAUUUCACCUUUAUCAAACAAUCUAUUUAUAUGUUGUUCCUUUUACUUUUAGGUAGUUAAGAUAAGUGUUAUUUUUACGUUUUUAUACAUAAUCUGAAAAUUACCAAAGUACCUAUUUAUUUUGUGUUUUGUCAAAGUAGUUUGUGAGUACUGUGUGUUAUCUUUUAGUUUUCCCUCAUGUGAUACUAACAAAAAUAUUUAUAAGAAAAAAACAUACAUGAUGUGUUAUGAUUUUUUCAUUGUUCACUUUACGUUUAAGUUCUAUGAUCAUGCGUGUUAUACCAGUCCACAAAAUU